Molecule: messenger RNA, 1140 nt
Organism: Anastrepha obliqua
Lineage: Eukaryota; Metazoa; Arthropoda; Insecta; Diptera; Tephritidae
Product: odorant receptor 59a-like
Exons: 2
Coding region: 1-1140 (379 amino acids)
Biological process (GO): sensory perception of smell; detection of chemical stimulus involved in sensory perception of smell
Cellular component (GO): plasma membrane
Molecular function (GO): olfactory receptor activity; odorant binding
Source: RefSeq, a predicted model, not a curated record
AUGAGUAGUCAAGCAGUGAACAGUAACGCCUUUUUCAAAAUUUAUUGGAUGGGUUUUCGCAUUUGCGGUGGCAAUCCGCCCGCCCAUCAAUACCGCAUCCCCUACUUUGUGUACGCUUUUGCGGUGAGCACUUUAGUGACUAUUUGUUAUCCGUUACACCUGGCCAUGGCGCUUUUCCACAACAAUUCACUCGGCAGCGACAUAAAAAAUCUGGCCGUAUGUGUCACCUGCAUCGCCUGCAGUUCGAAAUUCAUCAUUUUUACGCGGAAGUUAAGGAUUGUGCGCGAGAUUGAGCAAACCUUUUCGGAACUGGAUGCUCGAGUGAACAGCGAAGUGGAGCGAAAAUAUUUUGCUAGGAUGCGCAUAAGCGUACGGCGUAUCGUCUCCUUAUUUUUGUGUGUCUACGGUGCGGUUGGCAUGACGGCCGAGUUGGCGUUCCUUUUACGCGGGGAGCGUAGCCUUUUGUAUCCGGCUCGUUUUCCAUUCGAUUGGCGCACAUCCAAACGGAAUUUUUUGGUGGCAAAUAUAUACCAAAUUGUUGGUAUUUGCUAUCAGUUACUGCAAAACUAUGUUGACGACUCGUUGCCACCCAUAACCUGUUGCCUGCUCUCGGGUCACAUAAAGCUGCUGGGCAUGCGGAUGGCACGUAUUGGCUUUGACUGUGCAGACUUGGCGGAGAAUGAGCGAGAGUUGGUGCAGUGCAUUAAGGAUCAAAAGAAUCUUUACAAGCUAUUCAAUUUGCUGCAAGAAUUAAUCUCGCUGCCGUUGUUGAUUCAGUUCACUGUAACAGCUUUCAAUAUAUGCGUGGCCAUGGUGGUACUGCUGUUCUACAUAGAUACACCUCCUGAACGCCUAUACUAUUUGACCUAUUUCAUCUCCAUGCCUUUGCAAAUCUUUCCCAUCUGUUAUUACGGCAGCAGCCUUCAAUAUCUCUUCGCGCAGCUGCAGUAUGAAGUUUUCCGGUGCAACUGGCCAGAUCAAACGCAACGUUUUAAGAAGCAAAUGAUCCUUUUCACCGAGCGUGCCUCAAAGGAAACCACCGCCCUGGCUGGCGGCAUGAUAAGAAUACAUUUGGAUACUUUUUUCUCGACAAUAAAGGGUGCCUAUUCGCUGUUUGCUGUGAUCAUGAAAAUGAAGUAG